Moneuplotes crassus is the source of this 6146-nucleotide messenger RNA. NCBI's taxonomy places the organism in Eukaryota, Ciliophora, Spirotrichea, Euplotida, Euplotidae. The record is from the annotation of a GenBank genome assembly.
AUGGUAAAGACCCCUUCCUUCAUUCUGUGCCUAGUAGUCCUUCUAGGUGUUAAUUUUGUGGUGCAGGUGUCUGCGAUGUAUAAGCAAGGAUGUUUUAGAGGUUAUUAUGAAGAUGGAGGGUGAAGGCCUUGACAUGGCUCGUGUAGAAGUUGAUCAGGGCCUGAUAGGUGUGAUACGUGAGAGGAUUAUAUGUUUUUGGGUGAUGACAAUAUUAGGGUUGAAGGAUCUCAAUUGGAAGGUGUAGAAGGGAGUACUUGAGGUAAAUGAGCUGAUGGGGAGUAUUAUGAUAUGACAGGGAAUGUGUGAAGAAGCUGAGAUGGAAAGUGAAUCUCAGCUUGUGCAUACCAAAAUAUUUGAUUUGAAUGCGAUAAUGACCAAGUAUUUGAUUUAGAAAGCUUGAUCUGUAUUGAUUUUACCGAGUGUGUAUCUCCGAAGCAUUUACUCAUAAAUCCGCAAUAUACACUUCCAAGUAUCUGAAGAACUUUAGAUUAUUUUAUUGACCCCUUUAGUUCUAGAAAUAUCGAGCUCGGUACACAGAGUUUUCCAUAUCGGUCCUUUACAGCAUUAGCUUCAGAAAUCAUAAAUAUUCAUUCAAACUCAAAUGUGAAUAUCAAUAUCUUUACAAGUGAUGCUUACAUCAAAGAUGAUGUUCUGAAGCUGAUCAAUAUUACCAAUGUAACUAUAAGCCAAUUUCCAGAUUAUUUAUCAGUCAAGGAUCUAAAUUUACUCAAAAGUUCGGAAAAUAGGCCUCUAUUAAUUCCGACGCAUUUCAUCCAGCAUGGUAUUUCAGAGAAAGCUCUCUUUCAUAUUUUGAACAGUAGCCAAACAAAUGAAUCAUCGGCUCUUGAAGGACAUGGCUUUGGGGGUUACGAACUUUCUGCAUUUAAUGGAAGUAUCGGGGCUAUUAAGAUUUUGAGAACCUCUCUUCAGAUUGAAGGAGUAGACUUUUACAGAGAAGAACUGGAUUACAACCAGCUCAACAAGCUUUUAGUUUCUAUUUAUCUUCAAGACCGGCUUUUGAAUAUUACCAACUGUGGGUUUAAUAUCACUGGAGAGAUCGUGAAUAAUCAUGAUCCUAUCAAUGUGUAUUUUAAGAAUAUUGUGGUCGAAGGAUACAGUUUGAAGAGCCUUUAUCAUGAUGUUCCCUUUAUAUGAAAUUAUCCUGGAGCUUUUCUGCAUGGAGAAAUCUUUGCAAAUAAUAUAACUUAUUUAAUUUACAAAGAUAGGACAAGUCCUAAAAACACUUGGUUCUUAUUUUCAAGCGGACCAGCAAAUGUAACUUUCAGGAAUAUUGACUUAGGGAAGCUAUAUUCUUCCAUGAAUGACUUGUCUAUAGGAGUUGGCUAUUUUGUUUCUCCUGUUUGCCUUCCAGAUGAUGAAGAAAUUCAUAAAUUCUCUGUUGAUUAUUUAACAGCCAGUCUUCCUUUUGAAGGAGAUGCAACCAAGAUUAUGGUUAAUGGAUUCAUUGGGUCUCAACCUCAUUAUCGUAUAUACGAAAUUAGUUUUUCUCAUUUUGAAUUCAGCAAUUAUAGGAUCCAGCGACCUACUGGUUUCUUAAGUUUAAUUGGCUCGCCAAUAGACUCAAUAAAGCUAUCAGACACAGUUGUUUCUAACUGUUCGACUAUUGGUAAUUUCUUCAGUAUUCAUAUUUUCCACCAAGCUGUGAUAAGUAACCUAACUUUUGAGGAUAUUCCUGAAAAUAAUUGUAUUAUGAGAUGGGAAGCCUUGGCUAAUGUUGUUGCCCAAGAUAUCAAUAUCACCAACUAUUCCUCUAGCAAAAUCAGGACUCUUAGUGAUAUCAAUGUCGUUUGUAAUUCACAGACUCGGAUUUCAGUCGCUGGGCUUUACUUGAGGAACUGAAGUUUUAGCACAUUUCCUUUUAUUGAUGUUAAUGGGAAGCCAGAGUUGUUUGAAAUUUUAGAUAGCUCAUAUGAGGGGAUUCAGAUGGAUGGAGAUACCUCGUUGAUUUAUUUUACAGCAGUCUCUUCUCUUGUGGUGUCUAACCAGACUUUUAGAUAUUUUGUGAUUAAUGCAGGAGAUGAAUCGAACAAUUUUAUUUUGGAUAUAAACUCACUAGAUCUCAAUAAUUCAGAGAAUAUAGCACUUGAUACUAUAAUGCUUAGCAGUACUGAUAUCUCACUGAUCAACCUUAAAUCAAUAGUGCCUUCAAGUUCUGGAGCUAAUAUGACUUUCACCAACUUGUCUAUCAAAGAUGCUUACUUAAUCCAGCAGAGACCUAUGAUCUCAACUGAGGGGUUCAUCUCAUCAUCUGAUUUCCAUGUCAUUUUUGAUAAUUUAACUGUAUCGAAUAUAACUUUUAGAAGAAUAGGAGAGAUAUUUAACUUCAAGCAUUAUCUAGCCAACCCUGUUGUUAUAAAGAACUCAGUGUUUGAAGAUUUAUCUUCAGCAAGUUUCUAUACAGAAGCUAUUAUAUACCCAGAUCUAAGCUUAUCGACCAGAGUCAUUGUUGAUAAUUGUGAGUUCAAGAGGAUCAAUAACCCUCAGAGAUCAUUUAUCGAAUCUAAAGCUAAUGGUUAUUUCGAAAUCCUUUCAUGUAAUUUCUCUGAAAUAUCUUCUACAAACGAUUUUUCAGGAAUUGCUUCUUUGGCUGGGGAUUCUCAAUGUAUAUUUAUUAAUGAUAUCUUUACUAAUAAUUCUGCUAUAUCUUCUACUCUUUUCAAGAUUGGGGAAACAAGUAAGCUUAGCUGAGAAAACUGUCAAAUUUUCAAUAAUUUUGCACUCUCAUAUGCUAUUUUCGAAGUGACCUCAGAUGGAAGUAUCACAUUUAGUAACUCUAGUUUGUAUAAUAAUUAUGCAAUUCAGCACUCAUUAGGGAUUAUUCAAGAGACUGUACAUAUUUCAGUUUUGUCGAACUGAAAACUCUAUAACAACUUUUAUCUGUCUUACGAUGAAAUCACACAAGCUGUCAAUGGGAAAUGAGGAAGAAUUUGAAUGAUUAGUGACAAAUUGAAGGAGUUUUUAAGUAUUAAUCCAAAUAAAAUCAUCGAAACUCCAAAGUCAAAUUUUGCUUUGACCCUUAUCACAAGUUCGAUAAAAGUUACUUCUGGAACUGAAAUCUACAACCAACCUUACUUACUAAAUUGAUUUUUAUCUGAAAUUUUUAUAUCAGAAGUGAAACUCUAUUCAGUAGAAUUCACAGGCAUAUAUAUCCUCAUAUUAUCUUCAAACUUCUCUAUUGAAAAGAGUUCAAUCUAUUCAGCAAAUGUUAUUGAAGAAGGAUCUCUGAUAAGAUCCUCAGAUUCCAGAGUAAUAAUUAACAACAUCACUUACUCUAAUUCCAAUGCUGCCUUUAUUCUAUCAUCCUCAGCUGAACUAGAAGUAUAUGGCCUUAGAUUUCAGAAAAUUCAUGAGGCUGAGUGGUUGAUGAGCAUUUACAGAUCUCCCAAACUGAAGCUGGAAGAUAUCCAAUUAGUGGACUAUUCUACUUCAACUGGCAGAGUUAUUUUCAUAGACAAAUGAGAACACCUCAUCAUACUGAACACAACUGUAGCAAACUACACAAAGACUUUGUUCGUAAUUCGGAGCUCCUAUGUCAGCCUCAUCGAAAAUCUUCAUGUGUCUGGAUAUUACAGAGCUCUUGAGGUUGUAAACAGUAAUAUCCAGCUGAUCAACCACUCAAGCUUCUCUCAAUGAGGAAGUGACAAACUAAUUUAUGCUGGAGCAUUGUACAUUGAAGAAAGCAAUGUCACUCUAUCAAAUACGAGCUUCUUUGAAAAUAAAGCAGUCUCAGGUGGAGCUAUUGCUUCUAUAUGCUCUACUCACAUUAACUGAAAUGUUAAGAUACAGAGUAGCAAUUUUAUUUUGAAUAAAGCAAUACAGAAAGGAGGAUCAAUUUACUAUACUUACAACUCUCCGCUUAUAGAUUAUGAUACAGUCUUUACAGAUAAUUCAGCUCCCUAUGGAGAUAAUAUUGCAAGCUAUCCUGUUAUGAUAGGCCCUGUAGAUGGGAAAAUAUUGGAUAACAUCAUAAUUGAUUUUGUUUCUCCAGGAAUACCUAUCGAACAAGAAAUAAUUCUAGCAUUGUAUGAUGGAGAUGGACAGACCAUGGUUCUUGACAAUUCGAGUCAAAUUGUUAUAACACCUCUUUCUGCAAAUGCCUCAAUCAAAGGAAUCAGCUCAUCUAUACUUACAAACGGAGCCACUAAAUUUAGCGGAUUCACUCCCAUUUCUUCGCCCGGAUCAUCUCAAGUCGAAUAUGAGCUUUCAACAAAGGUGAUUGAUAAAGAUAAAGUCAAGAGUGUCAUCAACUUAAGGGUCUCACAGCCUAAUAUCAUAGUCAAUUUCAGUUACUGAAAACCUGGAGAGCAAGUUAUCGAUAAUCAGUGAAUUGAAUGUCCAGCAGGCACUUACUCAUUUGAAUGGAACUCCAAUAGCUGUAAUCUAUGAUUAGAGAAUGCUGCUUGAUUAGGCAAGCAGGAGCUACAGGUUGCCCAAGGAUUUUGGAGAAGCUCAACAAAUUCUACAGAUAUAAUUGAAUGUAUUCUCAAAGAAGCAUGUGAAGGAGGAUAUUAUCCUGAGAACGAUUAUCCUGUAAAAUGAGCACCAGGUUACACUGGCAAACUGUGCUCUAAAUGACAAAUUAUAGAUUCUCAUAAAUACCAGAAGAUUGAUGACUUUAAGUGAGAAGUGUGCCCAAACCCAGUUACAAAUGCAUUGAGAAUUAUUAGCUUAGUGUUACUUAUGUUCGGCUUCUUUAUGAUGACUAUUAUCACAAAUGUCAGGAAAACAACUGAAAGCGAGUUUUCUACUCUGUUAAGGAUUCUGACAAGUUAUCUCCAAAUCAUCACUACUUCAAUGUCAAUGACAGCCAAGUAUCCUUCCUCAAUGGCAAAUAUUUUCAUGCCGUUGAACAGAAUUGGCGACUCAUCAGAACCUUUCUUAUCAUUCGAUUGUUUCAUCACUGACUACGAAAUCAAAGGCCCCUUCGACUCCAAUGCAAUUCUAAAGCUAUUCUUAAUCAUGCUGCUGCCAAUUUUUCUUUGCUUAGCAGUGUUUAGUGUGUGGUUUGUAUUAAUGAUUAUCAGAAAGAACUGGGUCAAAGACAUUAAAAGAUGUCUCACAGUUUCAUUCAUCAGUAUUAUAUUCUUACUUCACCCUAAGUUAACUGAGGCUGGAAUAAAUGCGUUCAGAUGAGUCAAUCUUGGCGAUAACUCUUACGCAACAAGAAUCGACACUGCAAUUGAGUGAUACUCAUCAUCCCAUCUCAAAUGGUGAAUUCUCAUAGCUGUACCUAUCCUGGCUAUUUGGGUGGUAUCAGUCCCGGUGAUUGGAUUAGUGAUUCUAAGCAAAGCUCACAAAUCAAAUAACACAAGAGUAUUAGAGACAUUCCUGAUUUUGUUCCAAGGCCUGAAAGACGAAAUCUUUUACUGGGAAUUUGUUAACACCUUCAGAAAAGUAUUAAUAGUGAUGUCCUUUCUUCUCCCUACAAACUACAAGAUAGGAUUUUCAAUAAUACUUAUGGUAGUGAGUGAAAGAUUAGAAAGAAGAUUAAAACCAUACAAAUCUGAAGAACAUACAAACAUUUCUCUUCUCUCAACAGCAGCUGGAAUAAUAACUUUGAAUGCAAGUUAUGUCUAUGAGCAGGAAGGAAAAGUUCCUCAUCUCAAUUUUGUAAUCUUAUUGAUGCUCAUAAUAGUAAACUCUAGGUUUCUUAUAGAGUGGAGCUACUUAUUCCUGAAAUGAUUUAAAUCCAAAUAUAAGCUAGUAAACUAUGUAUUUAUAUUGACAACAAAGUUGCUUUGAAAGAAGCUUCCUCAGGAUGAUAGUUAUCAGCAAGACCAAGAUAUUUCGCAGCCAAAUAAGGUUUUAUAUAAGCCAAGAAGAAGAGGAAGAAAUAAAUUUAAAAGAAAGAGAAGAAGAAUUAGAAAAAUUAAGAAAAAACAAAUCAAAAAUCCAAAAUUUCAAACCUCUAAAAAGAAACCUACAGAUAAAAUAAAUUAUACAACACAGAGAGACCUUGUCUCCAACCAAGCAAGCAGGAUAUCAUCAAAUAAUGCAGAACAAAUCGCUGAAAGAUUCCAGAUCACAACCAAAGCAAGGAAGAUACCAGUCAGACUUGAUUCUGACAUUGUGAAUUACUCAAAUUCUCAAAAGAAUUUCUUUGAAUAAGCCCACUUUUAAUUUAU